CAGGCCCUCAACUUCGCCUUCAAGGAUAAGUACAAGGAGAUCUUCCUGGGCGGUGUGGACAAGCGAGCCCAGUUCUGGCGGUACUUCGCCGGUAACCUGGCGUCCGGGGGUGCCGCCGGCGCUACCUCCCUCUGCUUCGUCUACCCGCUUGACUUCGCCCGAACCCGCCUGGGAGCAGAUGUGGGCAAAGCCAAGGCUGACCGGGAGUUCAGUGGGCUUGGUGACUGCCUGAUCAAAGUAUUCCGGUCGGAUGGCCUCAGGGGCCUGUACCAGGGCUUCAAUGUCUCUGUCCAGGGUAUCAUCAUCUACAGAGCCGCCUACUUUGGCAUCUACGACACUGCAAAGGGCAUGCUCCCAGACCCAAAGAACACCCACAUCAUUGUCAACUGGAUGAUCGCUCAGACCGUCACCGCUGUUGCUGGUUUCGUAUCAUACCCUUUUGAUACUGUCCGUCGUCGCAUGAUGAUGCAGUCUGGCCGGAAAGGAGCUGACAUAAUGUACACAGGCACCCUUGACUGCUGGCGGAAGAUUGCUCGGGAUGAGGGCUCCAAGGCGUUUUUCAAAGGUGCAUGGUCAAAUGUACUUCGAGGAAUGGGUGGUGCUUUUGUCUUAGUCCUGUAUGAUGAAAUCAAGAAGUACACAUAAGUUGCUCUCUGUUGUGAACUGCCAUGUUGUUACAUGUAGUUCACCACUGUUUAUGGACUUGUUUGAAAACCAUCUAGUUACUGAACAGUGAUGGCUGAUGUUUUUACAGGUUGGCAUGGGGCAGGAGCAACUGCCUGCCCUGUCUUUAUCAAAUUAUUCUCCCUGAUGGGACUCACCAUGGUUUCUAUUUCAGUCACUCCUGCUUAAAGAGUACAAAGAAAUAAAACUCUGAAACCA
Molecule: messenger RNA, 882 nt
Organism: Nestor notabilis (Kea)
Lineage: Eukaryota; Metazoa; Chordata; Aves; Psittaciformes; Psittacidae
Product: ADP/ATP translocase 2
Exons: 3
Biological process (GO): mitochondrial ATP transmembrane transport; mitochondrial ADP transmembrane transport
Cellular component (GO): mitochondrial inner membrane
Molecular function (GO): ATP:ADP antiporter activity
Source: RefSeq, a predicted model, not a curated record